Messenger RNA from Protomyces lactucae-debilis, 4758 nucleotides. RefSeq lists its product as uncharacterized. The coding region runs from base 105 to 4292 and encodes 1395 amino acids. The transcript is spliced from 2 exons. Gene Ontology annotation, cellular component: Sin3-type complex; chromatin. Gene Ontology annotation, biological process: negative regulation of transcription by RNA polymerase II. Gene Ontology annotation, molecular function: transcription corepressor activity. NCBI's taxonomy places the organism in Eukaryota, Fungi, Ascomycota, Taphrinomycetes, Taphrinales, Protomycetaceae. The record is from RefSeq and is a predicted model, not a curated record.
GCAUCACCGUCCAAAGCACUCAAGCAGCUUUUGCUAUACCUCCGUCGCCGAUACAAGGCCCAGCAGGCGCAUAUAGUCUCAGCUCAAGAGACCACACACACGGCAUGGAGGCCAACACACCCGCACAGCAGGCAGGAGGAUCGCCAGCGGUCAACCCAACCCAGGCACCACCCACAGAGCCUGCAAGCGCGCCUUCACAGCCCGCAGCGGGGCCUGAUACUCAGCCAGUCGUGCAGGAUAUAACGGCUCCAUCUGCUCAGCAACCUACAGCUCCUGCAGCAAGCAAUACAACGUCACAAGCGCAACCACCCACACAGGCACCUCCACAACACACAGGUGACGAAUCGGCGCCUGCAGACGCGAGUAUCGUCCCUGUUCCUGCGCCGUUGCCGUAUUUCCAGCAACAAGAAAACAGUGCAAGUGCUGUGCCUUUGCCUAGUUUUGCCGUUGCGACUGCAGGGAGUACAGCAGCAGGUUUGAUCCCAGCACCGACAUCAGCGCAGGAUGACAUAGCAGCCGCGAAGCAGGAAUCACCUGUCGCUUCAGCAAGACGGGAGACUUCACCUGGCACUGAUACAUUUCCUGCGGUGGACGGUUCGUUGCAGGCUCCUGCGUCUGCUGGAACGGCUGCUCAGACACAAGCGCAGCAGCAACAGUCAGCAGCAACGCAACAGACUAUUCUUCAAGCAGCACAGAGGGCGGCGGAUCAAGGCUAUCGUCCACUCAACGUCAAAGAUGCGCUUUCGUACCUCGAUCAAGUCAAGAUUCGCUUUUUCGAUCAACCGGAUGUGUACAAUCGCUUUUUGGACAUCAUGAAGGACUUCAAGUCACAGAGUAUCGAUACUCCAGGCGUCAUCGAACGCGUCAGCACCCUUUUCAGAGGACAUCCAGAGCUUGUGCAGGGCUUCAACACGUUCCUCCCACCAGGCUACCGUAUCGAGUGCUCGUCUGACCCCUCUGAUCCCAAUCCGAUCCGUGUGACGACACCUCAAGGCACAGUUAAUCAGGUGAAUGGGCAACAUGGUGGGCCGACUCGAUUCUCUGCACCGGUCGCGCCUGGAUCGACAGCGACUGGUCAGGGAACAUGGCGUACAGAUGAUCAGUAUGCACAAAACGCAGCGUAUGGUAUGACGAUGGUCAGUCAGGCCGCCAACCAGGGUCCGCCCUCCAAUGGCAGUACGGGAAAUCUGGGCAACAACGGCAAUGGUGGUGAAAAGAAGCCAGUUGAAUUCAACCACGCCAUCAACUAUGUCAACAAAAUCAAGACGCGCUUCUCCAAUGAACCCGACACCUACAAACAUUUUCUCGAGAUUCUACAAACAUACCAAAAAGAUGCACGUCCGAUUCAGGAGGUGUAUAGUCAAGUCACAGAGUUGUUUAAAGGGGCUCAAGACUUGUUGCAGGAUUUCAAGCAAUUCUUACCGGAAAACAAUGCAGGUGCGAGUGCUGCAGCACGGAUGCCAGCCGUCGGUACGUUUGCACCACCACAACAGGCAAGUGCCCCAACUGCUUCAUCGACGCGUGGUGACAAGAAACGUAGACCUGCUGCAGAGCCUCAACGUGGAUCGGGUGCAAAGAAGGGAAAGUCUACGCAUAGGCAAUCUGAAGCACAAUCGCAACAGCAACAUGCUCAGCAACAGGGGCAACAGCAAGGACCUGUAUCACCAAAUCUACUGCCCAGCGCUCCGGAACCACUACAUGCGAUGCAUGCGAGGGCGAGUGCGAAUGUCGAGGAACUUGCCUUCUUUGAGCGUGCUAAAAAGUACAUCAACAAUAAGGCCACAACGGUGGAAUUUUUCAAAGUGUUGAAUCUGUUCACGCAGGAGAUUAUUGACAAGAAUACACUGGUCGAGCGGAUUGAUGCGUUUAUUGGGCAGCACAAGGAUUUGAUGGAUCAAUUCAAAAAAAUUGUGAAUUACACGGGUGCUGAUGAGACGUUUGAGAAUUUGCCAGCGACAACGAGACCCAAGGUUGAUUUGUCGCUUUGCAAGGCGUUUGGUCCGUCGUAUCGACAACUGCCAAAGUCAGAGACACUUUUGCCUUGCUCUGGUAGGGAUGAUAUGUGCUGGGAAGUGCUCAACGAUGUAUACGUGUCACAUCCGACGUGGGCCUCUGAAGAUGCUGGUUUCGUUGCGCACAAGAAGAAUCAGUAUGAGGAAGCUCUUCACAAGAUUGAGGAAGAGCGGUACGAGUACGACUUGAACAUUGAGGCGAAUCUACGGACAAUUCAGCUGCUUGAGCCUAUUGCGCAGCGCAUCUCGACGAUGAUGGAGGAGGAAAAGAGGCAAUUCAAGCUGCCACCUGGACUCGGAGGUCAAUCGAUCGCCAUUUACCAAAAAGUCAUCAAGAAAAUAUACGACAAGGAACGUGGGCAAGAAGUGAUUGACCAGAUUCACGAGAACCCUGUUAUUGCUGUGCCUGUUGUGUUGAAGAGACUCAAGCAAAAAGACGAAGAGUGGAAGCGUGCGCAACGUGAGUGGAAUAAAGUAUGGCGGGAAACAGAGGCCAAGAACUACUACAAGUCGCUUGACCAUCAAGGCGUCUACUUCAAGACAAUCGACAAGAAGAGUAUGAUGGCGCGUAACCUCAUCAGCGAGAUUGAGACACUUCGCCGCAUGCAAGCUGAACGACGCGUCUCACCUGCUGCGCCGCGUCCUGCAUUCCAGUAUGAAUACAACAUGCGCCACCACGACAUUUGCAUUGAUAUCAGAAAUCUCCUGACAAUCCAGAUUGAGCGCAUGUCUGUCUCUGCUGCAGAACGCGAACGCAUGUUGACGUGGUCAACGACUUUCAUUCCACUCUUCUUUGGCAUCGAUGCAUCCACCAUUGUUGAAAGUAUUGGCGGUGAGGCAGAGAGCUUGUCAAGACCGACGGGUGGUGUCAGCACACGCAGGAAGAAGGCUGGUGAAGAGGUUGAUUUGCUCAAAUCCAUCAUGAAACGGACUCGAGAAGCGGUGCAUCGCAGGAAUAAGCAAUCUGCAGACGGCGAGACGCCUGAACUCGAAUCACAACCGCCGUCGCGUGUUUCGACGCCUGCAUUGGAUAAAGACUCGGAUGCUGAUGCUGAAGCAAGUCAAGAUACACCUAUGGUUGAUGAGGAGGAGACACCGGAUACCGAAGACGCUAUCAAUCUAGCUGCGCAAGAAACACGUGUUUGGACGGAACUCAAUACGGAUCCAAAAACAAAAGUCGCAGGGACGAUUGUUCAACCGGCCGAUGAUGCACCUGAAGCGGAGCAACGGACAGUCUUCAACUUCUUUUCAAAUUCGGCAUUUUACUGCUUCUUGCGGUGGUUCCAGAUGGUGUAUGAUCGCUUGGCGACACUCAAAUCUCUCGAGGAAGAGGUGACGAGGGAGCUCAAGCUUCGAAAGCCCAACACCACAGCUGUGCAGCUGGGUCUUGUUCAAGCACGCAUGGUUGCUCUUGGCCUUGAUUUUGAUGAUGAUGCGAAUCAUUAUCAGCAGCUCUUGGCCCUUGCUGAGCAAUUGAUUGAAGGGACAACGGAUCAAGCGUCGUUUGAAGACAUGCUUCGAUACAUCUAUGGUACCAAGGCUUUCAAAGUCUACACUAUUGAUAAGCUGGUUGGCUUGAUGGCGAAGCAGAUUCAAUCGAUCGUCAACGAAGAGAAGAAUGUCGCGCAAACACAAGCCUUCACGAAGGACCGCGUCAAGCAAAUCAUUACCCCGCGAGAACAAAUCAUCUACCGUAUCCAGACUGAGACGACCAUUGGCCAGAAUGAGCAGCUUUAUCGACACGAAUGGAACAAUGCAACGAGAGUCUUGCGCAUCCAGCAUGUUGGCAAAGAUGACGCCUCGUUGGCAGAUGCAGUGACCAAGGAAGAAGCCUGGAAGUACUACAUUGAUUCAUGGACUAUUGCAAAGCCGACGUAUGGUGUUCCACAGGAUAGUGUCAAGCCGUGCUUGGAUCGCAAUCUGCAACACUUUGUGGUAGGCGAAGAUGAGGCUGCCAUGUCGGAACGUUACCAGGACGCACGCUUCAUUCAGAGCCACUUGCAGAUGAAGGUUUGCAUCAAUACCUACAAGAUCUUCUAUGUGCCACAUACGGAGGAUAGGCUGUUAUUGCGCGGACCCAAGGCGGCGUAUGCAACGCAAGAGGCAGCUGAGGCGAGCAUCAAGGAAAAGGCGGAGAAGUUCCAUGCACUGGUUGAUGAACGGCUGCCGGCUUCUGUGAAGAAGCUUGGCGAGGAGGACCAACUGGGCCGCGUCUUCAAAGCGCCGCCAGAGGAGGUUGCAGCAGAUGCGGCCGCUGAUGUGGAGAUGGCAGAUGCCUGAUGCGUUCUCUGUGUGUGUUCCGUCCAAUCGGAUCACUUGUAAACUGUACGUACUGGAGCAAGCAUGUAGUCAUGGUGCAUUUGUUAAUCUAGAAUCUUUGUCCCUGCUGUUCCAAGUCGACGAGAGAGAAGGACGAUUGCGUCGCGAAUAAGACAUCAAAUGCUCUCACUCCUCGUCAAACUUCUGGACGUGUAGGUAUGGCUGGUCUUGAAAAUGACUCAACGGCAAGACUGUUGUUGUCUGACAGAGCACUACUCGGGCUCGUCCCAUGUAUAGACAACCUUGGAAGUCAGGGGUAAGUUACCAUCUGAAGCGCUCAUUUGCCACUGAAGAGGGCGUCCAUUCAAUUGAGUUGCAACUCAGGGACGAGAGUAUUGCGCUGUGCAUUUGGUGGGAUGAGUGAGUUGACCUGCUCACCAAUAAAUCUAUUAGGUCAGGUGGAUUGAGGUGAGGAAGGCUCAAGUGA